This is a messenger RNA of Brugia malayi, 270 nucleotides long. RefSeq lists its product as uncharacterized. The record is from RefSeq and is a predicted model, not a curated record. Bases 1 to 270 code for a protein of 89 amino acids. The transcript is spliced from 3 exons. Lineage: Eukaryota; Metazoa; Nematoda; Chromadorea; Rhabditida; Onchocercidae.
AUGUCAAAGUUGAUAGUAUAUCUUUCUUUCAUUGUCUAUUGUGGUAAUCAGCAACAAAAUCGGCAAGGAAUGAGAGUCGCACCAGUAGCUGCUGAUGUUAUCACAGAUUAUAAACUUGACAAACUGUGGGAUGAUGAGUUACUGAUGGAGAUAACGCAAGUGGAAGAAUCAACAUUGACGAAUUGUGACACAAUGGAAAAUGGAAGAUUAUUUAUUUUGGAAGAAAAACCGCUGCUAUUGAUGACAAACACUGUUAAUCUGAUAAAUUGA